AUCAGCUGUGUCAAAAAGGUCUUGGAGGAGCUAAAACUUCGUGUCGUAGAAGUUACAGAUGAGGGAGCUACCCUGGAUGGAAGUGAUGUGCUCUUUACAGGUAGAGAGUUCUUUGUGGGUAUUUCCAAAUGGACCAAUCACAGAGGAGCAGAGAUGGUAGCUGAUGCUUUUAGAGAUUUUGCUGUGUCUACUGUUCCUGUCUCCGGCACGUUGCAUCUCCGCAGCUUCUGCAGCAUGGCUGGACCUGACACCGUUGUCAUUGGCAGCAGUGAAGUGGCUAAGAAAGCCAUGAAGACCAUGGAGCAAUUAACUGAUCACCACUAUGAAACCCUGACAGUUCCUGAUGAUCCAGCGGCUAAUUGCAUCUAUACUCGUCUGGGCCAGAAGAGUAGUGUUCUUUUGCAUCGCAGCGCAGAAGAAUACCCAAACAGUGUGCAACCAUUUCAGAAGCUUCCAGAUUACACCCUGAUUCCUUCGGCAUGCACUGAAGUAGCCAAACUUGGUGGGACUCUUAGUUCCUGCUCUCUUCUCAUCAACAAGAAGCUGGAGAUCUAGCACCUACGGAUUCACAGAAAAAUACAGGUUCCCCCAGUUCCUGGAGUCCUUUCCUUGUUUUGU
Molecule: messenger RNA, 618 nt
Organism: Protobothrops mucrosquamatus (brown spotted pit viper)
Lineage: Eukaryota; Metazoa; Chordata; Lepidosauria; Squamata; Viperidae
Product: N(G),N(G)-dimethylarginine dimethylaminohydrolase 1
Exons: 5
Biological process (GO): arginine metabolic process; positive regulation of nitric oxide biosynthetic process
Molecular function (GO): amino acid binding; dimethylargininase activity
Source: RefSeq, a predicted model, not a curated record